Molecule: messenger RNA, 2473 nt
Organism: Camponotus floridanus (Florida carpenter ant)
Lineage: Eukaryota; Metazoa; Arthropoda; Insecta; Hymenoptera; Formicidae
Gene: Agps
Product: alkyldihydroxyacetonephosphate synthase
Exons: 6
Coding region: 114-1937 (607 amino acids)
Biological process (GO): lipid biosynthetic process
Molecular function (GO): alkylglycerone-phosphate synthase activity; FAD binding
Source: RefSeq, a predicted model, not a curated record
GGUUUGCCGGUGCGCGUGUCAAUAGUGAACGCGGAGCCGUCGCCGCGCGUUCCAGGAACACGUUUAUACCUGGCACGAUAUACGAAAUUUUCGACUUCUCGAGUAAAGAGAGCAUGUCCGAGCCAGAGAAGCAGAUCGCGGGAAUCGCGAACGAGCCGAUCGAGUUCGAAAGCGCCAUACCGAAAAUCAGGCAGCAGUUGCUAAAAUGGAACGGCUGGGGUUACAAGGAUUCCGGGUUUCACGUAAAUGACAAUCAACUAGUAGAGUUCACCGGUAACAGAUAUCCCAUUGGAAACCAGGAGUUGCCAUACUUCACAAAGUGGUGCGAAAAGACCUUCGAUAUAACAUGGAAUAUGAAGAUAUACGACUCCCAAAAUUUACCGACGCACUUUCCAGAACCAAUACUUUCGACGGAAUUAUUGAAAGCGAUCGAAGAGCUGAGGAUUGACCAUUCGACCGAUGGCAUUGAUCGUCUGUUUCGAGCACAUGGACAUACUGUACGAGAAAUUUAUCUUUUGAAAUGCGGGACUUUCGAGAGGAUACCGGAUAUCGUCGUAUGGCCGAAGUGUCACGACGAUGUCGUCAAGAUUGUCAAUAUGUGCGUACGUUACGGAGCCGUUUGCAUACCUUUCGGUGGCGGAACCAGCGUUAGCCGUGCAACGUGCUGUUCCCCGCACGAACGUCGAACGAUAAUUUCAUUAGACACGUCACAGAUGAAUCGAAUAUUAUGGAUAGACAGGGAUAAUUUAUUAAUAUGCUGCGAAUCGGGUAUUAUUGGUCAAGACCUGGAGCGAAUGCUUCGUCCUCAUGGAUUCACGUCCGGUCACGAGCCUGAUUCUUAUGAAUUUUCCAGUUUAGGUGGAUGGGUGGCGACUAGGGCGAGCGGCAUGAAAAAGAACACGUAUGGCAAUAUCGAGGAUCUGGUGGUGCGAAUGCGAAUGGUCACUGGAAGAACGGAGGAUCCUGUUAUCACAUUAGAGAGAGGUAAUUUGGUUCCACGUGCAUCUUGCGGCCCGGACUUUGAUCACAUGAUUCUCGGCAGCGAGGGAACUCUCGGUGUUAUCACGGAGGUCGUGUUAAAAAUAAGACCGUUACCACGAGUGGUGAAAUAUGGCAGUAUUGUGUUUCCUAAUUUUCAAAGCGGCGUUCAAGCGUUACGAGAGAUCGCGAAGGAACGAUGUCAACCUGCUAGCAUACGCUUAAUGGACAACGAACAAUUUCAAAUGGGACAAACUCUACGCCCGCAGCCUGGUUGGGGUGGAUUGCUGUUGCAAGGACUUAAACAAAUGUACAUCACCAAAAUAAAGCGUUUCCAAUGGGACCAGAUAUGCGUGGCCACGUUAUUGAUGGAGGACAACGUAGCGACAGAUGUCGCGACUCAGGAACGGAAAAUUUACAAGAUAGCUAAUAAGUACGGCGGCAUUGCGGCGGGUGAGACGAACGGCGAACGCGGUUACAUGUUAACGUUCGUGAUAGCAUACAUCCGCGACCUCGGACUAGAGUUUAGGGUCUUAGGAGAAUCAUUCGAGACUUCCGUUUCUUGGAAUCGCGCGUUGUCACUGUGUAGAAAUGUCAAAUCUCGUGUGGCCAGGGACUGCCAUACACAUGGCAUACGCAAAUAUUUUAUUUCCUGUCGUGUCACGCAAACAUACGACGCAGGGUGUUGUAUAUAUUUUUACAUAGCGAUUAAUUACGUAGGCAUAGAGAAUCCAAUCGAGACUUUUGAUGCCAUUGAGCACGCGGCGCGCGAGGAGAUACUCGCGAGCGGUGGAUCUCUCUCCCAUCAUCACGGAGUGGGCAAAAUACGGGCGUCCUUUUAUCCUGAGGUCAUCGGAGAAGCCGGUGUUUCCCUUUAUCAAGCGACCAAGGCACACUUGGAUCCGUAUAAUAUAUUUGCAGCUGGUAACUUGGUUCCAGAGUAUAAAUCAAAAUUGUAAAUUGUACGCAUCGCAUCAUGAAGCCAUAUGUGUGGCACUGAAAAAAAUUAACCUGUACAGAUAUUCCUUACUCUGUUAAUAUGAUUUUGUUGGUUUUAAACUCAUGGUCGCCAUGGCAAGUUGAUAUUUCGUAUAUUUUUGAUAGAAAGUUACGGUAUUUUAUCAACUUGUUAUUAGGAUUAUUUUGCGCGCGAUAUCUUUCAAUGAAUGAUGGGAAUCUUGUUGAUGGAAGGCCGCUACAAAUAUUAGAGAGAAAUUUGGAUAAAAAAUUCAAUAUUUCCAAUCAAUGAAAAUAUGCAAAUGCACGUAGAUAGCGAAUAUUUUGAGGCUGGUAUUGUAGUUUACUAACUCGCCAUAAUAGUUAUAGAGAAAGAGAGAGAAAGAAAGAAAGAGAGGGAGAGAGAGCGAGAAGAGAGACUAGUAUACAUUAUAAAUAAUUAUGCACCGUGGCGUUGUUUGGUACAAAUGCGGAAUUGUAAUAAUUGUAUCGGCAUUUUUAUAAAUUAUUAUAACUAAAACACACACGUUUUACAAGA